AAUUUCCUCCCACUAUCCACACACUAGACCUCCAACGCAUCCUCUUCCAAUCCCCUCCGGUGCUGGAAACUGCCACGAUGAAGCCGGUGCGGUCAGUGGUCGCGGGCAUUGCCGCCGUUCUCAUGGCCCUUGUCCUCUUAGGGUCAUCCCCCCAGGCCGAUGCCCACAACAUCACCCGGAUACUUGCCAAGCACCCGGAGUACUCGACCUUCAACCACUACCUUACGCUGACCCACCUGGCUGUGGAGAUCAACCGCCGCCUCACCAUCACGGUCCUCGCGGUGGACAACUCGGCCAUGUCGGACCUCCUCGCGAAGCACCUCUCACUCGGGACCAUCAAGAACGUGCUGUCCCUCCACAUUCUCGUGGAUUACUUUGGGGCCAAGAAACUCCACCAGCUCACCGACCGAACCACCUCCACAUCCACCCUCUUCCAGGCCUCAGGCGCAGCCCCCGGCACUGCCGGCUAUGUGAACAUCACUGACCUCAAGGGCGGGAAGGUCGCGUUCGGGUCCACCGAGACCGGGGACCUCAAUGCCAUGUUUGUCAAGUCCGUUGACGAGCGUCCCUACAACAUCUCUGUCUUGCAAAUCAGUCAGGUCUUGACUUCGCCGGAGGCGGAGGCCCCGACGGCGGCGCCGAGCGACCUGAACCUGACGGCGAUCCUGACGAAGCAGGGCUGCAAGGCGUUCGCCGACCUCAUAACCUCCUCCGGCGCGGGGCACACGUUCCAGGAGAACAUAGACGGCGGGCUGACGGUGUUCUGCCCGCCCGACAGCGUGGUGAACGCGUUCAUGCCCAAGUACAAGAACCUCACGGCGGCGCAGAAGGCCUCCCUCAUCCUCUACCACGGCGUCCCCGUCUACCAGUCCCUCCAGGGGAUGAAGUCCAGCAACGGCGUCAUGAACACCCUCGCGACGGACGGCGCGAACAAGUACGACUUCACGAUCCAGAACGACGGCGAGGAAGUGACGUUGAAGACGAAGGUCACGACGGCGACGAUCACCGGCACGGUGAUCGACCAGGACCCGCUCAUCGUCUUCAAGGUCGACAAGGUCCUGCAGCCGCGGGAGCUCUUUAAGGCCUCGGAGGCCGAGGAGGCGGAGGCCCCGGCGCCGAAGGCCACGAAGAAGAAGAAGAAGUCCACCGACGACUCCGACGCUGAGGCAGAUUCCCCCGACGCUUACUCCCCGGACGGCGAGCCGUCAGACUUGACGGAAGAAGACAAGGACGGGGCGGCGGGGCUCGUCGCCGGCGGGAGACUGCUGGCGGGUGUGGUACUGAGCUUGUGCUUGUCGGUGGCGAUGCUGUGAGAGAGUAUUAUCGUCUGGAAUCGGGUGUAAUUGCUCAGACAAAUAUCCACCGUUAGAUGCAAAUCUUCAUAUCAAAUCUCAAGAUCCAAUUGGUCCAUAGUUAGAGAGUCUAUAGAAAAAUCCAGAUGUGAUUAUGCGUGGUGGGGUCGGAAAGAACGUGAUACAGACAUGGCUUUUUCUUUGUCAAAAUUUGCUCUUUUUUUUUUAAAAAAAAAUUAUUAUUGUGGCUUUAGAUGAAUAGGGCUUAUAGAUCUGUCCUGUUGCAUUUUUGUGAUUUUGCUUUUUUUAAUUUUCUAUUUCUUUGUUGAUUGGAAAAGAUUUGCAAAAUAAUGUGAAAAUGAGGGUCCAUACAGGAAUAUUAUUCCAUUGUUUGAUUUUGUGGUUUUA
Punica granatum (pomegranate) is the source of this 1700-nucleotide messenger RNA. Lineage: Eukaryota; Viridiplantae; Streptophyta; Magnoliopsida; Myrtales; Lythraceae. The record is from RefSeq and is a predicted model, not a curated record.